Apodemus sylvaticus (European woodmouse) is the source of this 2258-nucleotide messenger RNA. It is a transcript of the gene Crisp2, whose product is annotated as cysteine rich secretory protein 2. Bases 541 to 1275 code for a protein of 244 amino acids. Lineage: Eukaryota; Metazoa; Chordata; Mammalia; Rodentia; Muridae. The record is from RefSeq and is a predicted model, not a curated record. Gene Ontology annotation, cellular component: extracellular region. The transcript is spliced from 11 exons.
AAAGCACUUGCUUUGCUCCACAAUCUUUCAUUCAGUCCUAAAUGGAAUGUCUUCGUCAGAUAUCUUCCUUCAAAGCUCAGGGAUCUAUGGAGAAGAGAAGACAGAAAGUUCGUAAGAACUGGAGGUGGUGGAUGACUUCAAGAGACAGUAGCAUGCAUCUUCACCAGGACUGAUGGAAACAGGAACUCACAGGGAUAAAUAUACAAGAACUUCUCCGUGGUAUCCUGCACAGUAGUGGUUGAAGGAGGGGUGGAGAGAUUCUAUGCCGAGGAAGAACUUUGACAGAAUAAAGCCUCGUGACACCGCCCCCACGUGGCGGCAGGAGGCGGUUAUCAUCGUCUGCAGGAGGGGAGGGGCAGCAAGCGCCCUCUCUGGCUCCUUCCUGACAGCAUGAAGACCUGUGCUGUGGAACCAGCGACAAGGAAAGCAAACUCCAUGGCCCUCACACUUUAGAAGAAGCAGGUCCUCCUGACCUUAAAUCAUCAGAAGAAAGGACAAGAUAAGACAGAUAUUUCAACUGUCAAAUCAACACUUCCAGCCAUGGCUUGGUUCCAGAUGAUGCUGUUUGUCUUUGGGUUGUUGCUGCUGCAAUCACCACUCACAGAAGGAAAGGAUCCAGACUUUGCCUCUUUGUUAACCAAUCAACUACAAGUUCAAAGAGAGAUCGUAAAUAAGCACAAUGAACUGAGGAGAGCAGUUAACCCUCCUGGCAGCAACAUACUAAAGAUGGAAUGGAGCAUACAAGCAACAACAAAUGCUCAAAAGUGGGCGAAUAAGUGUACUUUAGAACACAGUAGUAAAGAUGACCGGAAAAUCAAUAUAAAAUGUGGUGAGAAUCUCUAUAUGUCAAGUGAUCCUACCCUCUGGUCAACCGUAAUUCAAAGCUGGUACGAAGAAAGUGAAGAUUUUGUUUAUGGUGUAGGAGCUAAACCCAAUGCAGCUGUCGGACAUUACACUCAGCUUGUUUGGUAUUCAUCUUUCAAAAUUGGAUGUGGAAUUGCUUACUGUCCCAACCAAGAAAACCUGAAAUACUUCUAUGUUUGCCAUUACUGUCCUAUGGGUAACAACGUGAUGAAAAAGGGCACCCCUUAUCAACAAGGGACAGCUUGUGCUAGUUGUCCCAAUAACUGUGAAAAUGGACUGUGCACCAAUAGCUGUGACUUUGAAGAUUUACUUAGUAACUGUGAAUCCUUGAAGACUUCAGCAGGCUGUAAACACGAGCUGCUCAAGGCAAAGUGCGAAGCUACUUGUCUGUGUGAAGACAAAAUUCAUUAACAUGUCCAGUGUGUAGCAUGACAGACUACAUGAGAAAGGGGUACAGACUUAGUUGAGACAUGAUGGGGAAGACCUAUAGGAGAUUAGUGACCAGUCGCAUCCCAAAGGACAAGGCUUCUUUCCUUCCUGGAUAUAUACAUAAAUCUCUUUCAGAACAGUCAUUAAAAAAAAGGUGUCAUUUAGGAUGACAACUGUGGGUUUGGACCAACUUUACUGCUUUAAAUGUAGUGAAUUGAAUCAAGUGGAGAAUUUUGAAAGUUGUACCAUAAGAGGUCAUUCACCUCUAGAACUUUGACAAAAGAAGAGAGAACUGUUUGUGUCCUAAACCAACCUGCAAUGGAAGAAUGGGCUGUAGUUACAUCACCAUCAACCUACUUCAUAGUGCCUACCAGGAUGAAGCUUGACAUCUAUAUUUGUCUUACGUCUUCUUACUUAAACACAAAUAAUCAUCUUUUUCAAUAAAGAAUUCAAGCUACCAUAUAUAUGUGACUUUCAUGUAAUGUUUUUAUAGUAUGUUGUUUCAAUGGCUAAGAACUAAGCCCAGACCAAUAAUGAUACAUAGAAAAUUCUGUGAAAUUGGAUAUCUUAACUUAAAUUGAAACAGAAACUAUCAGUUAUAUCUUGAUUUUAUUUUAUGGCCAUCGAAAUAAUCACCAUAUAGAGGAUGUAGCUCAAGAUAAUAUAAGCCUAGUCAUCUGAUAAAACAAUUAGCCCUACCAGACUUGAGCUGCUGAACAUAAUUAACCUCCCGACUGGCUUCCUGAGCAAUAUUUUGAAAUACUACAUGUUAGAAAACUGUUUAUAACAUAUGUAACAGUGGUUAGAUUUAGAUGAAACUUGGAGAGAUUGCAGAAAAUAAGUAUGUUGCCUUGAAUGCCAAUAUUCAGUUUUUGUGUCUGUUUUAUCAAUGUUCACAUUCUGCUCAUCUACCACUCCAAGAAAUUUAGGUCCCUCACUUGACCAGUAAUCCCAAUAACUCGGUU